Lithohypha guttulata is the source of this 1041-nucleotide messenger RNA. RefSeq names its product RNA export factor gle2 (gene GLE2). NCBI's taxonomy places the organism in Eukaryota, Fungi, Ascomycota, Eurotiomycetes, Chaetothyriales, Trichomeriaceae. The coding region runs from base 1 to 1041 and encodes 346 amino acids. The record is from RefSeq and is a predicted model, not a curated record. Gene Ontology annotation, biological process: RNA export from nucleus; transcription-dependent tethering of RNA polymerase II gene DNA at nuclear periphery. Gene Ontology annotation, molecular function: RNA binding; ubiquitin binding. Gene Ontology annotation, cellular component: nuclear pore. The transcript has 2 exons.
AUGUCUAGUCUUUUUGGAGGUGCGUCUUCUUCUAGCUCAAGCACGACCGCUGGAGAUCUCAAGAACGAUGUUCCUCUACAGCCACCCGUCGAUGAUAGCGUGUCAGACCUACAAUUCUCUCCCACCGCGGACUUUCUUGCAGUGGCAUCAUGGGACAAGAAGGUCAGGAUAUAUGCGGUCAGUGAGCAGAGACAGUGUGAAGGGAAAGCGAUCAUCGACUUCGAGGCACCUGCUCUAGGCUGCGCAUGGUCACCGGAUGGCACCAAGAUCGCGGGCGUAGGCGCAGACCAACACAUCCGACUUCUCGAUCUCAACAAUGCAGGUAACCCACCACAGUCUCUCAAAGCGCACGAUGCACCGAUUCGAGCCUGCAAGUUUGCGACAAUCAACCAGCAGCCAUUCUUGAUUACCGGGUCAUGGGACAAGAAAGUCAAGUACUGGGAUCUACGAUCUGACAAGCCGAUCGCGGAGCUCGAGCAACAAGAGCGAGUAUAUGCUAUGGACGCUAAGGACAACCUACUUGUGAAUCCACAGACUAUUUACAAGACGAUCCAGUCUCCUCUCAAAUUUCAGACACGAGUCGUUGCCUGCUUCAAGGAAGCUAACGGGUUCGCUGUUGGUAGUAUUGAGGGCCGAUGUGCAAUCCAAUAUGUUGAAGAGAAGGAUGCUAGCAGCAAUUUCAGUUUCAAAUGCCACCGAGAACCCAUACCAAAUAUGAAAGACGGUAGCAAUGUCUACAGUGUCAAUGCUAUCUCUUUCCAUCCAGUGCAUGGCACAUUCUCUACAUCAGGCGCUGACGGUACUUUCCACUUCUGGGACGGCAACGCCAAGCACAGACUGAAGGGAUAUCCCACCACCGGUCAACCCAUUACCGCAACUGCUUUCAACUACCAAGGUACCGUCUUUGCCUAUGCAAGCUGCUACGACUGGAGCAAGGGAUUCCAGCACAACCUUCAGACAAAUAAACCACAGAUCAUGCUUCAUCAAGUCAAUCAAGAGGAAGUCAAACCACGACCAAAGACCACAGGUGCUAGAAGAUAG